Messenger RNA from Salvia hispanica, 1097 nucleotides. RefSeq names its product Duplicated homeodomain-like superfamily protein (gene RAX2). The record is from RefSeq and is a predicted model, not a curated record. NCBI's taxonomy places the organism in Eukaryota, Viridiplantae, Streptophyta, Magnoliopsida, Lamiales, Lamiaceae.
AUUAGUACACCACUUGUUAAUUGAAAUUUAAGUGCAUCUACUUUGACUUGUGUGUAUCUCUCUCAAUAGGAUAUAAUAUAUACCUACAUCAUCACAUUGUUCCAAAGAUCAAGUCUUAUAAACAAACAACACAUAAUUUCCUAGAAAGAGAGAGAGAAAGAGAUGGGAAGAGCUCCAUGUUGUGACAAGGCAAAUGUGAAGAAAGGGCCAUGGUCACCUGAAGAAGAUGCAAAGCUAAAGGCUUACAUAGAGAAGCAUGGCACUACUGUUAGCAAUUGGAUUGCUCUCCCUCAAAGAGCUGGUCUGAAAAGAUGUGGGAAAAGCUGCAGAUUAAGAUGGCUCAACUACCUCAGACCAAACAUCAAGCAUGGAGAGUUUUCUGAUGAUGAAGAUAGAAUCAUCUGCAGCCUCUACACUCGCAUCGGAAGCAGGUGGUCAAUAAUAGCAGGCCAAUUACCGGGCAGAACAGACAACGACAUCAAGAACUACUGGAACACAAAGCUGAAGAAGAAACUACUAGGAGGAAACAUUAGGCCAACACCAAUCUCUCCUUUCCUUCCAAAUCUCACUUCCCAAAUCUCAUCACCAUAUGAUCAAUUGCAAUACUCCACCAACAACUCUUUUGGGGCUUUCUCCACCACCACCACCACUGCUGGAGACAAGACCCCGUUGCACCGGAGUUACAAUAAUCAGGUCAUCUUCGGAGGCAACGAAGCCAGCUGCAGCUCCUCAGACACCAGCAACCAAUUAGGGUUUCAUCAUCAAAGCUAUUUAAGCGUCGAUGAUGAAACUCAAAACUUCCUCAUCACAGCUAAUGGAUAUGAUCACAGCAAGGGAGAUGUAAAUGGGAACAGUUUCGGCCAAGAAAAUCCACUGGAUUACAGCAUGGAAGAUAUUAAGCAGCUGAUUAGCACUAAUCACAUUUCCACUAAUCUCAACUUCUUUGUGGAUGAGAUUAAGACAGAACAAGCAACAACAUUGUACUACUAAUGUCUUUUCUUUUUAUUUAUCUGGGAGAAAAAAACUUUGUUUUGAUAGUACAUAAUCGAAAUUAAAAUGCUUUUACUCUCUGCAUUUGCCAUUGGAAUCAAGAUUCA